Molecule: messenger RNA, 1166 nt
Organism: Effrenium voratum
Lineage: Eukaryota; Dinophyceae; Suessiales; Symbiodiniaceae
Source: the annotation of a GenBank genome assembly
AAGUUCAGAAGCUCUAGAAGCGAUGGCGUCUUCUCCAGAGACCUCUCUACGCAAGCGAGCGGCAGCAGCAACGCUCGAAGAGCUGGAGUUGCAGGACAAAGCCCCAGAAGCGGCAGCCACCGCAGAGGACAACGCCCCAGAAGUGCAUGCCCCCGCAGAGGCCUCCCUGCGCAAACUGUCCUUGCAGCAGUUGAGAGAGAUGGCCACGAAGAUGAAGGUUUCUAAGAAAGGCACCAAAAGCGAGAUCAGGGCAAGGCUCCAGGCAAGGCAGACCCAGGCCUGCUCAACCAAGGGGGCAGGAGCUGCACCUGCGUUGGACGAGCGACGGGGAGCGCAGGCAAUUGCUCAUGUGGAGGCUAUCGCCGAAAGCCAGGUGGAUAAAGAAGCUCCAGUUGACCUCACGUCGCCAGGUGGCUGGUCUCAAGAAGGCCCAGUGAGCCGUGCGACCCGAAACUUGCAAGUGCAAGUCAGCAAGCUCGAGCCCAGCAAGCGUGGUGGGCGCAGUGCAAAGAUGGCUGAUAAGCCAAAGCCGAAGAAGCGAGCUGAGCCUGUGUGUCUGGACGACAGCGACUUCGGUGGGCGCAGAGCAAAGAUGGCUGAUAAGCCAAAGCCGAAGAAGCGAGCUGAGCCUGUGUGUCUGGACGACAGCGACUUCGAGAUCUCGCGCUGCUGGCUGCAGGCCCAUGCCAAGAAGUUUGCCCAAGACUUGCAUGAGAAAGAGGACUUCACUGGAAACCGCGUCAGCUUUUCCAAGAACUCCUUGCUGGCGUUGCAGAUGUCCCUUGAGAUGUUUGCGCAGGAGUGGAUGACAGACUGCGCCCUAUUGGCGCAGACUGCGCCCUAUUGGCGCAGCACGGAAAGCGCACCACGGUGUGCAAGAGUGAUCUCGCGCUCUCCUUGCUGAUGCGCAACGAGGGCUGGGUGGGCGGCAAGCGCAAGGAAAUUCACGAGGAGGUCGAGGCGGCGCGCGCUCAGAACAAGAAGCUGCGGAAAAGCCAGCGUGACUGUGCUGAGGUGAAAUUUCCGACGGUCAGGCAGAUUGAGAAGAUGGUCUUCGGAGAUUGAGCCUGCAGCACAUGACAGAUCGCGUGAGCCCCUGCAAUUUUGGUAGUAACUUUCGCAUUUUCGAGCAGUGCGCGCCAACCCUGCUGCGUUCAGAGAAGAGG